AUGGAGCCGGGCGCCUUACUUCACGGCUUCCGCUUGGGCUCGGCGGUGGAGGUGGACGGCGUCGAGCUCAAUGACCGGCUGGGCCAGUUGGUGUCCUACUCCGAGAAGGAGGAGACCUUCACCGUGGCCCUGCUGAAUGGCUCCACUCGGCAGGUGAAGCCCGCGCAGCUGGCGGCGGCCAGCGGCUUCGACCUCUUGGUGGGCCCCAGGCACUGCCAAGACUUCCUGGCGGAGGAGGCGGCAACGUGCCUGAUGGAGAAGGGAUAUUGUGUCCUGAAGCUCUGCCAGUCACAGCAGGAGAUUGAGCAUGCCUUCGCUUCCGCCAAGAGGCUGGUGGAAAGUGGCAGAUUCGAUCGAUUGCCCGAAGAAGUGGAGGAGGGCUACUUGGGCCAGGGCGCCAGAGCGCGAGUGCUUUGGCUGGAUCCCAGCGACCGCACCCUUCAGGACAAAGUCCUGAAGGACAGCGACGAAUUUAUCUCCACCAUGGCCACCAUGUUGCAGCCCUACUGCGAGGAUGCCUUGGGCAAAAAGGUGGACGCCAGAACUCCGGCGCUGCUCAGCCUGUCCCUGGCGCCCGCAGAAGACGUGGCGCCCAUGGCGGCGGACGACUACACCUUAGCGAGCUUUUACAACAACUGGCGGAGAAGUCAGCUGAAGAUGAUGCAUUUCUUCGGGCCAGAGGCUGCAAGCGUCACGCUCACCCCGAAGCAGGAUGAGGAUGCGCCGGAGGAGAUGAAGAAAGACCCGGUGCAGAUCUCAGCAGGUUCCCACACCGUGCUGCUGUACCGCACCACGAUGUUUGACAUGGCAUGUAGGACUUCGCAGGAGACCAUGAUCUUAUCGGCGUCUCUUCUGGAGCACAUGGACUCCCUAUACCUCACAGGCAGAGAAGAGAUGGAUCUCGACUGGCUGCGGUGUAUUGAGGGUCCUCCGGGGCCGGGGGGUCUUCACAUCAACGUGGUGAACCUCUCCAGUCGCCUCAUGGCCCGCUGGGAUGAGCCCGAAGCGUACCGAGCUGGCUUGGGCGCGUGCACGGACACCGGCGUGGAGAUCCCCUUCACUCGCUGGGACCUGGCGGAGUACUACUGCGCCAUCCCUGAGGAGGCGAAGCCUCACCAGUCGGUGGUCAUGCACCAGUCCUAUGUCGAGGGCAUCGAGCUUUUCGACUUCAAGUACUUUCAGAUCCCUUUGAAUGAGGCGCGCACCAUGGAUCCGAUGCAAAGACACGUGCUGGAAGUGGGUGCGCAGAAUCUCUUCAAGAUGGGCAUCACCAAAGACAUCUCCAGUCGGAAGCCUCAUCACGCCGGAGUGUCAGUGGGCUUGGACAAGGAUGAUUACGACCACAUCCCAAAGCCGCCAGACAUGAUUGGGAGCGCCAACGUCCAAGCCAUCAUCGCCAACCGCUUCAGCUUCAUCUUCAACCUGAAGGGCCCCAACUAUGUCGCAGACACGGCCUGCUCAGCCUCGCUCACCGCGACCCAUUUAGCCAAGUUUAUGCUUCGGGACCAAACCAUCGACAAGAUCGAGUUCCACGUGGCUCUGGGCAUCCAUCAGUGCCUGUCGCCCUUGGCCUUCGCGGGCAGCUCGCAGUCUCACAUGAUCUCCAUGCGGUGCCGCACCUUCAACGCCACGGCCGGGGGCUACAUGCGAGGGGACGGCUGCUCCGGCCUGACUUUGAAGCCCGGAGACCUGCCCGAAGAGCGGGAGGCCAUUUGGCGGGGCUCCAUGGUGGGGCAGAACGGCAAGUCGGCCACGCUCACGGCGCCCAACGGCAUCGCACAGGAGGAGGUGAUUUGGAAAGCCAUGCGGGAGGCCCAGAUCUCGCCCUCUCAGAGCUGUGUCUGGAGCUGCCACGGCACUGGCACCUCUCUGGGGGACCCCAUCGAGGUGGGCGCAGUGCGGAAGGUGCAGAACAAGGAGCAGAGGGACACCACCCUGAUGGUGGUGACGAACAAGUCGCAGACGGGUCACCUGGAGGGCGGAGCCGCCAUGACCUCGCUGAUCGCCGCGGUCUUCCAGGUGAAGAGCUCCAUGGCCAUCCCCUGCUGCCACCUGCGCCAGCUGAACCCCCACCUGGACCAGACCGGUUUCCGAGCGGUCUUCAACAGCGAGCUAGGCACCUACCACUACUCCCAGGGCAACGUGCACGUGUCCUCCUUCGGCUUUGGAGGUACCAAUGCACACGCCAUUUUCUGGGGCGAGGACGUGUAUCACGCGCCCACCAACACCGAGCUCUUCCAGAAACGGCUCCGACAGAUGUCGCCUCCAGAGGUCAGGGUCAACGGGAGUGAUCCCGCGCUCUGGGAUUGGGACGGCCCAGACCAGCUGAUCCUGCCGGGAGACAAGUACUCCAUCGAGAUGAACCCCGACGAUCCGGCCAACGCACCGCAGCGGUGGUUCAAAGAAGACACGGGAGGAGAAAUGGACGACGGAGAGGAGGAUGUCUAUUGCAUCAGCGGCUCCUUCAACGAUUGGGACAUCGAGGAGAUGGAGGAUGGCCCCGUGUGCGGCUUGAGGACCAUCACACUGAGAGUCCCUGCCAGUGGCCAGGUGGAGUUCCGAAUCCUCAAGAACGGCAAUGAUAAUGAGGUGAUCUAUCCAGCGGACGACAAGUGCUCUCGAAAGCUCACCAUGAUCUAUGGCCCAUCCGCGGAGGCCAAGAACACGUGGCUGGCAGAAGGAAUUCCUGGAUCCCAGAUGAAGAUCGAUUUUUUUACCUGCCGAGGCAUUCGGAGUAUCAACUGGAUGCAGGCUGCACCCUCACUGAUGUGA
This is a messenger RNA of Effrenium voratum, 2772 nucleotides long. The record is from the annotation of a GenBank genome assembly. Lineage: Eukaryota; Dinophyceae; Suessiales; Symbiodiniaceae.